AGAUGUCAUUUGUCUGCUAGGAAAAUAAUAUGUAAUUCCAUUUUUCAUUGAAUUUUGGCUAUAUUUUGUCAUACUCAUUAUAAUUAUGGAAAGUUAAACAAAAAUAAAUGGAAAUAUGAUGAAUGCAUUUUUUUCAUAACAUCCAAAGUUCAAUUCAUUCUAGAUUAUUUUUAUUUCUAGCUAACUGAAGAGGACUAAUUUUUUCUACAAACAAUAUAACAACACACAAACUCAAGAUGCCACAACAUGAAGACAAGAAGAAAGUGCCACAAGAUUUUUAUUUCCUUAAAAUCAUCGGAGAAGGAAGCUAUAGCACCGUUUAUUUGGCAUUGGAAGUUGAAUCUAAGAAGGAAUAUGCAAUAAAAGUUUUGAAGAAGAGACAGAUCAUUCGUGAGAACAAAAUGGAAUAUGUCAACAGAGAAAAGAGAUCUUUGCUGAAAUUGGGAGGUUCUAAGUAUUUUGUUCAUUUAUAUGCGACUUUUCAAGACUCAGAACAUCUCUAUUUUGUGUUAUCCUAUGCUCGCAAAGGGGAACUCCUCACCCAUAUCAUUAGUCACCGGUCAUUCAAACUUGAAUGGGUGGAAUAUUAUGCUGCAGAAUUGCUUCUAGCCCUGGAACACAUGAAAUCAAAGCAUAUCAUUCACAGGGAUUUGAAGCCAGAAAACAUAUUAUUUGAUAGAAACUGGCAGAUAAUGGUGACAGAUUUUGGUAGUUCCAAAAUAGUUGGAGAAGAAGACACUGUGAAAGAACCUAAUGACUCUAAUACUAGAAGAAGGAAAAACAGUUUUGUAGGUACUGCCCAGUACGUUAGUCCAGAGGUGUUACAUGGAGAGGAACCAAAGUACAGCGCUGAUCUUUGGGCUUAUGGUUGUGUAAUAUAUCAGAUGAUUGUGGGAAAGACACCUUUCAGAGCAGGAAGCGAAUUCUUAAUUUUCCAAAAAAUAACAAAUUUAGAUUACCAGUUCCCCGAAGGGUUCGAUAAGACUGCCAGGGAUCUUGUGGAGAAACUGCUCGUUAUAGUUCCUGAGGACAGAUUGGGUGCGAAAGACCCCACCUCUUACACCAGUAUACGAGAACACCCGUUCUUCGGAAAUACAAAUUGGGAUAAUUUAGGGCCCGCUCCUGAACUAUCCCUGUCAGAAGGCUGUGAUAAAGACAAUUUCGUGAUCCCCACCGGCCUGGAGCCAGGGUUGUCGGACGAAAUCCUAGCUCAAUUGCAUCUCAACAUGCUCGCCCUACCGUCCGAAUCUCAGGUUGUAUUGAUGGAACCCCAGACUAGAAAAAAAUCAGAGCCCAAGAGGAAGCUGACCGAUCUCACUCGGGACGAGAUAGAGGAGAGGCUGAAGCUGCAGAAGGACGACGAGUACUUCCCGUUUGUCGAGGGGAACUUGAUUCUGAAACGGGGUAUUCUGGAGAAGAAGAAGGGUACUUUCGGUUUCGCCAGGAAACGGAUGUUCCUGUUGACCCUUGGACCUCACCUUUAUUAUGUGGAUCCCAACACGAUGACAUUGAAGGGGGAAGUGCCCUUCAGCGAGGAUAUGAAGACUGAAGCUAAAAAUUUUAAAGUAUUCUAUGUACAUACGCCGAAUAGGAUAUACUACUUGGAGGAUCCUACAGGAUAUGCACUAGAAUGGUGUAAAGCAAUAGAUGAAGUUAUUACACACUAUUUUCCCAAAAAAAAUUGAUUGAAUCCUCGAAAGUGUUCCGUAUCUCUAGUUUUCCUAAUUUAUUUAUACCAUAUUUAAUUGAUUCAUCAAAUAUUUUUUUAUUGUACUUUAUUUAAACUUAUGUUGAUGGCUAAUGUACAAAUAAUAAAACAAGUAAUUAGCCUAA
Molecule: messenger RNA, 1833 nt
Organism: Harmonia axyridis
Lineage: Eukaryota; Metazoa; Arthropoda; Insecta; Coleoptera; Coccinellidae
Gene: Pdk1
Product: 3-phosphoinositide-dependent protein kinase 1
Exons: 4
Coding region: 237-1685 (482 amino acids)
Biological process (GO): peptidyl-serine phosphorylation; intracellular signal transduction
Molecular function (GO): ATP binding; protein serine/threonine kinase activity
Source: RefSeq, a predicted model, not a curated record